ACUUCCUCCUGCCCAGCCGGGAAAAGGCUUGUGCAGUGCGCUGAAAGGUAGCGGCACGGUGUGGCCCUCCACCACACACGGGAUUCCUUUAUCCACCCGCCUCCCCCCUGUGCCGGCGGACAGUGCUUCAUCUGCGUUCCCGAGGGGACAAAACUCGGCAGAGAAAAAGAGGGAGCACGCAAGGCAGGAGGAAGGGUGAGAAAGUUAGCUGACUUGCAGAGAGGCGAAGCUUUCUAGUGUCUUCUGCCGCACCUUUCACUGGAGACCUUCAGUCUUCCCGAAGGUGGCACAUGGAGACAGAACUGCCUCCUGAGCUCACAGCAAUGCCCCUCGGGGGAAAUGGGAGUGCCCAGCUGGUGCCAGACACAGCCCUGCUGCCCCCGGAGCAGGGCAUGGCUAUGUUCAUCGUCCGCUGUGUAAUCCCUUCUGUCUACCUGCUCAUCAUCACUGUGGGCUUGCUGGGCAACGUCACUCUCAUGAAGAUCUUCAUCUCCAACAGUGCCAUGAGGAGCGUGCCCAACAUCUUCAUCUCCAGCCUUGCUGCUGGUGACCUGCUGCUGCUGGUGACCUGUGUGCCUGUGGAUGCCUCCCGGUAUUUCUCUGAGGAGUGGCUCUUUGGGGAGGUGGGCUGCAAGCUCAUCCCUGCCAUCCAGCUCACCUCAGUUGGUGUGUCUGUCUUUACCCUCACCGCCCUCAGUGCUGACAGGUAUAAAGCAAUUGUCAAUCCCAUGGACAUCCAGACAUCCAGUGCAGUGCUAUGGACCUGUCUUAAAGCCGUUGCCAUCUGGGUAGUCUCCAUGCUCCUAGCAGUUCCUGAAGCAGUGUUCUCUGAGCUGGCCUACAUCAGUGACACAGAUAAUGCCACUUUCACAGCAUGCAUACCGUACCCCAUGACAGAUGAUGUGCACCCGAAGAUACAUUCGGUCCUGAUUUUCCUUGUGUAUUUCCUUAUCCCUCUUGCCAUCAUUAGUAUCUAUUACUUUCACAUUGCAAAAAGUUUAAUAAAAAGUGCUCACAACAUCCCUGGAGAGUACAGUGAGCACUGCAAAAGACAGAUGGAAACUCGGAAACGCCUGGCAAAAAUUGUUCUAGUUUUUGUUGGCUUCUUUGCUCUCUGCUGGUUUCCCAACCAUGUGCUAUACAUGUACCGAUCUUUUAAUUACAGCAAGAUUGAUCCAUCAACAGGACAUAUGGUUGUUACUUUAGUGGCCCGAGUGCUAAGCUUCUGCAACUCCUGUGUCAACCCAUUUGCACUCUACUUUCUCAGUGAGAGCUUUAGAAGACAUUUCAACAACCAACUUUGCUGCAGGAGGAAAGUUCAUCGAGUGAGAUCUGCCAGCUACUUGCACAACUCUUCUGCCAUUCAAAUGGCUUCCCUGAAAAGCAAUACCAGGAACACGGUAACUAGCCUGACACAACUGAAUGGGCACAGCUUGAAACAAGAAAUGUCUUUAUGAUUUAAGAGGUGUGAUUUUUGACCGUGGAAAACACUUGAACUUCUUCUUUGCAGUUUGUAACUCACUUUUGGCUCUCGUGUUUAGACUGUCUGAGUCCUCAGGACAGAGAAUCUGUUAAAGCCUGGCCAAUCUGAGGUUAUUUCACAGCUAUUAUGAAUUUUAGAGAGAAGGGAGAAGGACAUUUUAUUAAGAAAACAAACCUGGUUUCACAUUGUACUUUAAGGGAGAUGUUAAUGUUUAACAUAUAAUAAAGCAAAAUAACGAUGUCAACAUUAGCAUAGCUGAUCUAACAUGGCUUUAAAAAGUAUAGAUGUUCUUCUCUGAGAAAUACAUAUUUUCAGCUGAGGAUUGAUCUAGGCACAUGCCUUACUCUAAUAGGUUUUGCAUGACUGUGUCUGUGCUGUGUGUACAAGCACUGUUCAUUAAUGCUGGUAGACAUUUUUGGACACAGUUAAGGAGCCAUUGCAUUGCAUAGAUUCUAGUUUCAGAUAAAAAAGACAUUUCAGUAUCAAGUGCCAGACCUUUGCCUCAGUUAAAUCUGCCUCGUGUUUUCAAUUUGGCAGACAUGCAUGAUGAAAAUUUACUUUUUUGGGGGGGGUUCUGUUUGCUGUUGAAACUCAGUGUCUGAAAGCUCAUUUCUCUGAUUUGUUGUCAGAUUGUUUAUGAGUUUUGUAUUCGUUGGUACUAACCAAUCUUGCUGGCAGCACUAUACAGCUAAGAAGAACACUGAGUGUAAUGGCAUGGCUGAACGUUCACAGAGGUACAUUUCUUAGUGGCUUCCUCAGAAAGGGUAUGUGUCAAGGCUUCAUACGGCUCAGAGCACUCUCAGAGUGCAGAACUCAGACUGACACCAGGCAAAACCAAACUGAAGGAUGUCCUGUGGGAAUACACCUACCAGACUAACGAUCAUCUAGCCCAUGGGACCAGACAAGUUCUCUCCUCAAAUAACCCCCAAGUGAUGAGACAUGGAUAGCUGGCAUUGGUUGUUCAGCACGAGUUGC
Molecule: messenger RNA, 2458 nt
Organism: Pogoniulus pusillus (Red-fronted tinkerbird)
Lineage: Eukaryota; Metazoa; Chordata; Aves; Piciformes; Lybiidae
Gene: NMBR
Product: neuromedin B receptor
Exons: 3
Coding region: 291-1457 (388 amino acids)
Biological process (GO): bombesin receptor signaling pathway
Cellular component (GO): plasma membrane
Molecular function (GO): bombesin receptor activity
Source: RefSeq, a predicted model, not a curated record